Pochonia chlamydosporia 170 is the source of this 687-nucleotide messenger RNA. RefSeq names its product copia-like retrotransposable element. The record is from RefSeq and is a predicted model, not a curated record. The transcript has a single exon. Lineage: Eukaryota; Fungi; Ascomycota; Sordariomycetes; Hypocreales; Clavicipitaceae. The coding region runs from base 1 to 687 and encodes 228 amino acids.
AUGGGCAAGAAAGACUACAAAGGAACUAUCCUUGAUGGGAGAGACUCCUUUGACAGCUGGAAGAUGGAUAUUGAAGAUAGCUUGUUGAGCGACGAUCUUAUGAGUUACGUCACCAGUGAGGCAACGCCGGAAUCGUCAGGCUUUUCAACUCCAGGAGAGAAGAGCACAGCAGACAUCAAAAAUAUCUCUCUCGCGCGAAUGAAGAUACGACAGAGCAUCGACCAGAUCCACAAGAACUCAGUUAAUCACCUCAUCGAUCCGCGAGCGAUUUACCAGUCCCUCAUAAACCGAUACGCUGCAUCAAACAAAGCGCGCCUUCGACAGCUCAUCCGCAUGAUGUACGAUGUUAGUACGCAGACUAAUAGAACUGUGCAGGAGAAGGUCGACGACCUGAAGCGUCUCCGAGCUCAGAUCAAUAACCAAGACAAAGAUAUCGUUAUCCAUGAGCAGCUGUUGAUUUGCUUCCUGCAAAUGAGCAUGGACGAUGCCUUCGACACGACAAUCGAGAUUCUGAAUGCCUCAACGGAGACCCUGACAAUGGAAAAAGUGCAGAGCGCUCUGGAAAGCAAGGAGUUGGAACUCAUUGAUGUAACAAUGGCAUUGAUAGCAAUCACGUGUCCAUCUGGAGUGGGUCGAUCCCGGUCUUCCAGUCGUGCUACGGCUUUCCAACGAAAGAAGCCGCCAUAG